AUGACGGCAGUUGGUGAUAUCACUACUCAUGAUAGUGGACUAUCCUCUCCAACUAUAAAUUCUCCAGUAAUAUCAGGGUCAGAGACUCCUUUAUAUGAUCAAUGUGAGAAUUCUAAUAUGAGUUUUAGUGAGGCAAAUGAAAGUCUAGAAGAACAAUUCGAAAAAUGUCUUGUUGAAUUUUGUGGUCCUAAUAAUGAAUUUGUCAAAAAACCAAUGAAUCCUUAUAUGUUUUUUUCAAGAGCUGAAAGAAAAAAUAUUUCUAAAUCACAUCCUGAACUUAAAGUUAAUGAAGUUAGUAGAGAGAUGGGUGAAAGGUGGAAAAAAUUAACAGAAAAGGAAAAGCAACCAUAUGUACAGAUGGCUAAAAGACAAUUAGAAGAACAUAAAAAGUUCUUUAAAGAAAAUCCUGAUAGGCAGUAUCUUCCUGCUAAAAAGAAACCUGUAACAGCUAGUAAAACACUUGUUAAUACAACUAGUAUAACAACAACCACUACAAAUAAUUUGACAAAUACUCCACGUUCACAGGAUUCUGCAUUAUUAUCUGCUAUUCAAAGACCUUCAACUGUAUUAAGUAACAAAAACAUUUUAUCUUCUACUCCAAUGUCUGCAACAACACAAAGAGUCAAUGGUACUUUAUCAUCUUAUCAAACUUCCAAUCAACCAAGUAAUGUAGUCUAUUAUCUUCCAACUAAAUCUGUUCAUUCCUCUCGACCUGAGAGCUACCAAAUUUCACAAACUAAUGGUGUUUCUAAUCAAUAUUAUACUACACAAACUCAAAAUACUCAUCCCCUUCGCAUAGGAGGAGGUGGUCCUCAAAAUACGACCUCAAAUUAUGGAUCUCCAGUAUAUACUGGAAUACGCCAACCAGCAGCUCAAAAAACUGCUCCUGAGUUACUUGAUCUUUAUUACACUAGUUUAACUGCUCCUUUAUUUCCACAUUAUUUAGAACAUCCAACAAAUCCUCUUGGUUUAGUUGAAAUGUACAAAUUAGUACCUUUAGCUACGUGUCCUCAUUUAGCUAAAGAAGUGACUUCUUUAUUAAAUUCAGAAUGGCCUAGAUCUGAGGCAGUACGACAACGAAGUAUUGAUAAGUCAUGUAAUAUGGAACCACCAAUGUCUCUAGUAUUAUUUAAAAUUGAAGCAAAUGAUUAUCAUGAAGUUAUUGGGUAUGCUAAAUUAUGUACCAUACCAAUGGAUGAUGAAUCUGCAUGUUGGGUAGAAAGUGUUAUUAUUAAACCAACAUUACGUGGUAAAAAAUUAGGAAUAUUAUUAAUGAAAGAAGUAGAAAAAAUUGCUAUUCAAUUUAACUAUGAUAUCAUGUAUUUAAGUACUCAUGACAAAAAAAAAUUCUAUGAAAAAUGUGGUUUUGAGGAGUGUCCUCCAGUAAAGAAUGUUGGUGCUAAUUCAGAGUUAUUUAAAAAAUUCAACCUUGAUACUUCAUUUAUCGCAAAAAAGGAAGAAACUUCCGUCCUUCAAAAUAAUAGUACAAAAAUUUCAUUUCAGGAGAAGAAUUGCGCUAUUGUUGGAAAUAAUAUACCAGUGCCUCCAUCAUUGCCUCCUUUAUCAUUGUUGACGUCAUCACAAACACCAUUAUCUUCUACUGAUAAUGAAGCAACAAAAAAAAAUAUUAUCGUUAUGAAAAGUGAUUCUUUAGGGUUAACAAGAAUUAUUAAUGAUACACAUAGAAUAUGUAAUUAUUGUGGUAUUGAAUAUAAACUAUCUACUAGCAGUUAUACAAUAUUUAAACAUUGUGCUAAACAUGCACCUUUUCAUUCAAUUUUAAUCCGUCAUUUAGGACCUAAUUCUUUUCAGAAUUAUUUAUCUAUGGUACCUCCAGAUUAUGUUGAUCCACCACCAAUUGAUCCACUUUUUAGUACAAAAUUCAGUAAGAAGAAUGGAUUUGUAAAUUCUGAUGGUAAAAAAGAACCGUCUCCUGGAUUAUUAGAUUCUAAAAGUUUAUGCGAUAUUUUAAAAUUUGGGGACGGAAAACAAAGUGAACGGGAGGUUACCCCUACUUUAACUAAUUUGUCAGAUCUAUUUAAUACAUUGGAUGAAGUUUCGAAGGCAAAUAAAAUAGAUAAUAAAGGCGGUAGUUUGAAAAUGGGUGAUUUACAAGCCAAUGAUAAGAAUAAAGAAGAUAGUGAUUUUGUUGCUGAUGAUCCACUACACGAUCCAAUGAUUGAGGAAAUUAUGUUAAACGCUGAACAACUUCCAAGUGGAUUUAGAAAAAGAUUAAAAACGGAUAAUUUGAAAUUAACAAAAUUAGUUUCUGUGAAGCAUAGAAUUUGUCUAGCUUGUAAUAGAAGAUUUAUGAGUUCUUGUGGAGUGACUUCUUUAUACAAACAUUGUGCAAAACAUCCGGAAUUUAGAGAAAUAUUAAGAAAAAAUUUAACACCAUCUGCUUUAGAAAAUGCUUUGAGAGGAGCUAAGCUUUUACCAAAUAAUACAAAUACAUCCAAUAAUUCAAAGAAAAAUGUUUCGAUACAAAAUGGUGGAAAUUCACCAAACAACUCUUUUGGCAACCUUAGUGUUGAUAAUCUAUUUAGUAGUUUAUUUACAUCAACUUCGAAUAAUGUAAAUCAAGACAUGGAAUCAAUUAAAAAUAAUGACAGUAGUUUCUUUGAUCUAUUAAGGAGUAAUUUAUCAUCAACUCAACAAAUUGAUGAUAAUGACGUUGUUCCGAGACCAUGCAAAAGACCAAGAUCCACUGAGGGAUAUAGAGCCUCUAGCCCUGAAACCAUGUUACAAGAAGAUCCACCGAAAGAAAAAACUCCUGAGAAUGAUGAGCUAAACAGUAUUUGUAUUCAAUUUCUAGAGACAGGAAAUGUUCCUUUUGAGUGCUUUGAUUCAUCUAAUUUUCAAAAUCUUCUUAAACACGGUAGAGAUUCUCAAGAUAUUCCACACAUUAACAGUGAUUUACUUUAUAAGGUGAAAAAUCAAGAGUUUAUCAAAGAAAUAUCAAAUAAAAUUAAUUGGUCUGAAAAUUCUAGCAAAGUUUCUUUGUCAGUGGAUGAAAUAAUCUUAAAUUCACAAGAAACUGUCGCUCCAGUAGUAGUUCAUUACAUGGACAACGAAUAUAAAACUAAUUCAAUUACAGUUGGAUUUGUCGUAGUUAAAGAUAACGGUAAUAGAAAGGCAAUUGAUAUUAUAUCUCAGGAUAUUGAAAAAAUACUUAAAAAAUAUAAUGUUGAAAAAGGUGAUAUCGUUGGUAUCUUGUCAGAUAAGUCACCAACAUCUUUACAACUUAUUGAAAAUUGGAAUUUACCCGGAAUUACUUGUCUCAAAAAAGAGAUUGAAGAUAUCAUUGAUUUUAAUAAUGAAUCUACAUCAAAAAUAUUAAAAAACUUAUUUAUUAAAGCUGUUACAUUAUUUUCUAUUUAUAAUGCUAUUUUUCCUACUUUUCUUGUUACAGGAAAUUUUUUUAAACUUCCAGAAGAAAGAGUCUUUACAUUUUCUUCACAUUGGACAUAUACAUGUUAUAUAUUUUUGAAAUCUAUGGAUAAAAUUGACGAUAUUAAUGAAUUUGCUUCUAGAUAUUGUCACUCAUUACUACUAACAUCAGAGGAAAUUGUUUCUCUUAAACUUAUUAACAAUAUUAUAAAGAUAUUUGCAAAUACUUGUACCAGAUAUUUUAGUGAAGGAAGAGGAUUAUAUUAUUACAUACCAAUAGUUCAAGAUUUGUAUGAUGAUAUUAAUAAAUUAGAUUUAAAUGAUUCUUCUUCUUUAAUAAAAAUUGAUUGGUCAUUUGAAACAAUAAAAAAUGUUUUAGAAUCUCCAUCAUGUACAUAUUUAUGGUUUGGGGUACCUGAUGAAAAUAUGAAUACAGGAAUUACAGAAGAAAACUGUAAAACAAUAGUCAAAGAUUUUUACGACUUGAUUAAGAAUAAGUUAUCUGUACUAAAAGAAAAAGUUUAUAAGGAUGAUAUUUUAUUAAAAGCUUUAUAUUUGAAUUCAAUUGAAGUUUUUAGAAUUAAAUAUGGUAAAGAAAUAUUUUGGAAUGAUCUUGGAAAUUCAUUGGAUCCAGAAACUGAGACAGUCCCUGAAAAUCCAAGUCGAGUUUCAUUUGGUCAAUCUUCUAAAACAAAAGGUCAAAAAUAUAAUAUUUUUGUUACAGAAAAUGAAUCAUAUACUGUGGAAGAAUUUUGGAAACUUCAUAAAUUUUCUUUUAAGAAACUUCAUGAAUAUGUAAAGAUAAUUUUUUGCAUUCCAUCCUAUGGAUUACCUCUAGGAAAAUACAAAGAUAUUUUGAUUGGUAAUGGUAAUAAAUAUUUGAAUGAAAAUUAUAGUACAAUAUUAGCUUACAAAAUAUCACGUAUCUCUAAUUAA
Molecule: messenger RNA, 4326 nt
Organism: Strongyloides ratti
Lineage: Eukaryota; Metazoa; Nematoda; Chromadorea; Rhabditida; Strongyloididae
Product: GNAT domain and High mobility group box domain and Ribonuclease H-like domain and Acyl-CoA N-acyltransferase domain-containing protein
Exons: 8
Coding region: 1-4326 (1441 amino acids)
Biological process (GO): protein acetylation
Cellular component (GO): cytoplasm
Molecular function (GO): acetyl-CoA binding; N-acetyltransferase activity
Source: RefSeq, a predicted model, not a curated record